AAGCGCUCACAGUUCUCACAUUCUCAUCUCCCUAGGUGUAUACACGUCGUUCCACCACAAUGAAGGUAAUCGUUAUGUUUGGUCUGGUGUCUGUGGCGGUGGCGGCCAAGCUGGCCCUACGAGCCGAAGAACCCCUCACCACUACUCAGCCCCCCAAGCCCUACAACUUCGGGUUCGAGGUAAGGGACGACAACACCACCAACUACCAGAACCGGGCCGAGGUUUCCGACUCAGAAGGCCGUGUGAAGGGCUCCUACAGCUACGUCCUCCCCGACGGCUUCGUCUACACCGUCACCUAUGAGGACAACAAGGACGGCCAGGGACUCAAGUCCGUCGUGAGGAAGGAGCCUUCAGGCAUCGAUGUCAUCAUCCCACCGCCAUUUUCAUCAAGAAUCGCCGUCGACUCCCAAAAAAAUGUUUUCUUAAACUAAAGAAGCCUCAUUGAAAAUUCUCCCAAUGUACAAUCCCUCACCUGGGAGCUUUUUAGGUUUAGUUAUGAUUCAUCAUGCUCUAUGUUUCACCGUCAAGAGUUCAACGUGGCUGGACCUCUCCUGAUCAGUUUGCCUUCACGCUGUGGGAUCUACAGAAGCAUUCGUCUGCAGGUCUUUUCAUCAAUCUUAUAUCUUUGUGAUAUUACCUCCAAGUUUCAUUCUCUUCAUCUUUAAUGUUUGCAAGAGUAUGGCUGCCUAAAAUCUUUUAUUUCUUGCUCGGGAUUUUUGUUUUAAUUCUUGCAAUUGUAUUAAUAAAAUUUGUACUAAAAUCUUGUGACUGAAAAUUACUGAUUGAAUCUUGCUUGUUUAAAAACUUAUUUUUAUUAUUGUUAGAAUACAGUUUAAGCCCCAGGCCCGAUUGACCCUGCAGGUAUCAUUAAGGUUUUCACGUCAUCGUGAAAACCUAAAUUUUGACAAAUUUGCUUCAACUUUAGAUUUUAAUAUAUUCUUUAUUCAAAUUUUUUCUACACCUUCAUUUUAUAAUUUUUGGCCGAAGCAGUUUAAACUUUUCUUACAGAUUUUUGAAUGUGAAUCAAAUAAGUUUUAUUGUUAAUUUGUAAUUUUCAUUAGUUUUCAGUCUUCCCAUUACCUUUUCAAUUUGAGUCUAAUAUUCUAAUAGACAAGUUAUAUUUAUAAGACAAGUUAGUUUUAUUUAUCUAUAUUUAUAAGACAAGUUAGUAAAAAAAUAAUAAUUCCUAACGAAAAAAUUUCUGAAUCCUCCCUCCCUCCCCUUAUUUUUUUUUUUUAUCUAAUCACACAUCCGUUGAAAUUAUUUCUUGGGUUCAAUGAUCUUUUAUUGUUUGUAUCUUUAUUGUUCUUGGAUACUUCUAUUUCCAGUGGACUAGGCUUAUGUAAUAAUCUCUUAGAGAUUGUUUUUUGGAAUAGAAUGGAUUUUGUGAAUGGAAUCUCUUAAGAGAGAGUUCUUACUUUUAUUUCUAGUAAAUUAGGCCUUUAUGCUCGCCUAUGGAGUGUUCUUAACUACUUGUAUUUCUAGAUACUAAAGUAUCCAGGGCAAAUAUGCUAUUUCAUUAAUUCUUUCUCAUUUAACUAUAUUUCCCGCCGCCAGUUUCACGUCCAGCUGAUCAUUAAAUGUCAUGCAUCAAUCGAACAGUUUUCUGUAAAUAAAAAUGUUAGUGUUGAUAAAAGCCAUAUAACCUGAUAAAUACAAGCUAUUUUGUAAAACUGAGAAUAGGACAUAUUUAUUUUCUAUCUUUUUUUAUCUGUAGCUUGAUUUAUCACUUUCAGUCACAUGAAUGUUUCACUGUUUCCACUUUUUGUUGAAAAUGUCAUGUUUUAUUCCAAAUAAAGUGAUAUGCACAAUG
Procambarus clarkii (red swamp crayfish) is the source of this 1813-nucleotide messenger RNA. Its product is annotated as larval cuticle protein A3A. Lineage: Eukaryota; Metazoa; Arthropoda; Malacostraca; Decapoda; Cambaridae. The record is from RefSeq and is a predicted model, not a curated record. Gene Ontology annotation, cellular component: extracellular matrix.